UCAGUACUGAGACACGAUGUUUGUGCAAAUGGGUACCCGAACUGAUAUUCCGAUCGGUUAAUGAUUGCCGUAGCUCAGUUUUUAUCAAUUUGUGCUGCAUGUUUGCACUGUUAUCACUGUUCAAUUUCAGCACAGGCACAGUCCCGUUCAAACCUGUGGAAUGUUCGGACCGUGAUUCAUAAUAAGUGCGAUAAAUGAUCUUAUAGAUUCAUAAGCGGUUGUGGCGAACGAAUACGAUAACUAUGGAUAUGCUUAAUAGAAGUGAAGAUUACACGUUUCAAAGCCUCACAUCGACUGACAAUGAUUCGUUCAACGGGAGAAUGAUAUCUGAAUCGGAAGCCGAAACGUCAAUCAAUGAUCAAAAGAAAGUGAAGCGAAGAGUGCGCAACAAUGUUCGCAGCGCACGCGUCAACUCAGCGUACACACCUCACAAUCGUUUGUCACGAUACAAAACCGCGUUGAACGGCAUAAUCCCAUUCCGUGUGAGCAAUACUGGAGAUACUGAUCUUCCAGUGGACAAUGUAGGUUGUCUGUCCAACAGUUCAUUCACCUGGAUAAGAAAAUUUAUCAUCUCUCCGGCAAAGCAACGAGCCUACCAGAACAUUCCGACAAACACUCGCAAUGCCAAACAGGACGAGAUUUUUCUCUUACCGAAACGGCCCUACAGUGAUAGCUGUGAGGUGAAUUGCCGACGACUCCUGGGCAUCUAUAAGUAUGAAGAAACAAUGAAUGGUCGAAAAAAUGUAUCAAUGUUCAAAGUUAUCUGGAGAUUCACGAGAACCCGACUAUUGAUCGCUUCGAUAUUCCACUGUUUGGCUAUCUUUCUGACAUUUCUGGCAAUAGUACUGUUUUCCAAUUUUACAAUCGAAUCGAUGCAAACGAUCGUAUCUAGCAGUUGCCAAAAUUGUUCGUCCAUUUCAAACUGUUCCAAUGCACCUCCAAAGAUUCUUGGAAUCAAGUUCGAAACUAAUCGUCAAACGUGUUCUAGUUCAGCUACUCUGGUAACGACAGAGCACAUAACUGAUCGAAUAUUGUUGUCACUGGGAGUAUAUUUUUGCUUCUUUGGGUCUAUGAUUUUUAACAGUGUUAAGAACUGGCUUAACCUGCGGACCGCAAUACGCCUGCGAACCGCUGUACUAUCCUCCAUUUACAAACGAGCAAUGAAAAGUAAUAUCGUGAACAAUAUUUCUGCUCACCAACUGAUGACGAUGACAAACGAAGAGAGUGAAAUACUUUUUCAAAUUGUGGAAUCUGGUGUACAACUGAUUGGAAUUUUUGUGGGACUAAUUUUAACAUUCGCAGCUGGAUUCUAUUUGCUUCCGCUAUCCGGAAUUUUGCCAUUGCUUGGAGUUCUGCCAUUGCUUCUACUACUAUUAAUUACAGGGAGUAUAUCCAAGGCUUACUACAGAAAGUUUCUUGCUUUUGGCGCUCGAAAGUUAUCCGUUGUUGAAGAAAUCUGUUUAAAUUUCAAAAACAUUAAAUCCCUUGAGUUAGAUCGCACUUUCAUAGAUCGAUUUGUCGAGUACCUAAACUGUCAAUAUCGGGCAUUACAAUGGUGCAAUGUAUACUCGACAAAAUUUUCUGGAGGCGUGACAUCAGCCAUUCUCAUCGGUGGACUUUAUCUUAUUUGGUGUGACACUAAUAUAAAAACAGAGAGUACUGAAGUUUUAAUUCUAUUAUUGAUAUUUGCAUUCCAUGUCCAAAAUCUAAUGUUGGAUUUGUGCAAUUGCAUCUAUUAUGUGCUGCAAGGAAAAGCAGCACUAGAUAAGCUGAAGCAGUCUUACCAACUGUCCAGUCCUGACAGUGUGCGACUUAAGCCGAACCGAGAGAAUUUGGCCAUCCAAGCCAACGAGGUCGAGGUUGACUGGCCAACAGCGAUGAAUGGGAGUAGUCAACAUUUCAAACUCUAUUUGGACAGUUUCGAAGUAGUAUCUGGACAGAUAAUCGGUAUUACAGGCAAUGCUGGAACUGGAAAAACGACUCUAUUGCACACCAUUCUGCGUAACACGGACGUUCGGAAAGGAAAAGUACUUCAGAGAGGCAAGUUAGCAUUUUUCCCUUCCGAUCCUGUUCUCAUGAACGCCAGUUUAAAGGAAAAUGUGCUGUUUGGAGAACCAAUGGAUGCACAGCGUUACUACUUGGCCACCAAUGCAAUGAAAUUGAAUGAAGACAUUCUACAGGCUGCUGGAGCAGAUGACAUACCGAUAACUUAUCUCGAACUAACCGUUCAACAGUUGGAACGAAUUGUGUUGGCACGUGCAAUCUACUGCCAUCGCCAGAUAAUACUGCUUGAUGAACCGUUCAAUCGUUUCACCGACCGCCAGGUGGCGAAAGAACUUUUCGGUAACAUGCUGAAUAUUUUCCAACAGCAGCACAAAACCGCUGUUAUUGUGACGCAGUUCAAUGAGCUUCUGCAAUUUUGCGAGCGCGUGUUUCGCAUCGAGGAUGGAGCUAUAUAUCGCGAAGGAAGCUACGCUGAAAUCAACAGCAUGCCAUCGUACAUGGAAAUGACUCGAAUAAGUAAUAUUGCAGUAUUUUGUCGUGGUGUAGGACAACGACACUGUUCGGGAAGUGAUCCAGCUGCACUAUAUAUUUCAAAAAGUGCUUUUCGUAAAAGUAAUCACCUAUCGACGGUGCCAAGCGGUAGUACGCAGGAUACUGAUUCCAUUCAGUUUUAUCAAUCCAAGCACAGAGCUGCAACAGAUCAUGUUCGACACUACUCUAUAUGUGACUACAUUUCACUCAUUUCACUUCACCUGAUCAACAAUUUACUCUAUUUCGGUCCGAUAUUCACGCUAAUAGUAAUUGUUGAACAAGGAGAUAUUAAUCCGUGGUUGAGUACAAUCUGUUUGGGAGUGAUCGUGUGCACCUUUUUCAUCGACAACAUUUGUAAGAUAUACGUGGCGCGAGUUACGGCAAACCGAAAUAAAUCUUACCAACAAUUGCUUAUCAAAGAACUAUUGAGAUCUUCAUUGGCAUACUUGCAAUCUACCAGCAUUUCGGAUGUGAUAGAUUUAUUCGUUGAUACCAUAACGAAUGGGUUCACGUACAUCGACAGUAGCAUUCAACAGGCAUUGAUGAUUGCAUUAUCCCUCACGCUGCUCAUAAUAGCUAACUAUUGGACGGUGUUCAUCAUUUUCGUUCUGGUACCGAUCACAGUUGCAUUAAUUCUCUACCUAAAAUAUAGCCUACAGCAUCUUUACAACUAUGAGCAUCUCUCCAAGAAACGAAUGUUCUCAAUUCUAACCAACCACCUUCUAGGGCGGGCUGUGACGCAAUCUUUUGAUUACGUAUCGAACUUCGUACAAGAAUUCUAUGACAAUGUGGAAGAGAACAGCACAGCGAUCUUCAUGUACAAAUCAAUACAAUUUUUUGUUGAGUUUUGGGUAAACUUCUGUGCCUUCUUCGUGGGAAUGUUGGCUUUACUGUUGAUUCUGCUUCUGACGCCUGAUUCGGAAAUGUCGAUUCACCGCUACACACUGGCUAUGUUCGCCUAUCUGACGCUUGUAAGUAGUUUGCAACGAUUCGUAGGAAGUAUGCUUCAAUCUGUAAUAGCUGGAAAGAAGAUAGAUGUUCUUCAAAAUAACAUCAUGGAUCUACAAACUAUAGAAGAAACACAUCAACCAUCGACACUCACCAAUUCUGACAUUGGAGUAUCCGUAGUCUUUAAGGAUGUCGUUUAUAGAGUGGCAAAUGAAAAAAUACUGAAAAUUCCCAAGCUAAUGGUUCAAGCCGCCGAAACUGUCGCUUUAACUGGCAAAGGAAGUCAGUUAAUAAUUCCUCUAUUGUGUCGAAUUAUUUCACUCAAUAAAGGAACGGUUAGUUUAAAUCAAAUCGAUAUCGCACGAUUAAAUGUCGAACAGCUGCGACAUCAGAUCGGUGUAAUACCAGGUGAUCCGAAGGCGAGCAAUAUUUCGGUUGGAACAUUCCUUAAUCCGGAUGGUAAAAUACGAACUGAUCAGGUGAACAAUGUAUUGAAGGAGGCUAAACUGUUCGAAGCGGUCUCGCAGCUGCCGGAUAAAUUAGAUAGUGAAUUUUACCAACUGUCCCUGAAAGAUCGUCAGUUGCUCUGUUUAGCGCGGUGCUUCUUGAAAAAACCAUCCCUUUUGCUGGUGGAACAAAUUCAUCCGGAUAUAUGUGAUAUAAUCAAUUCGGCCAUACAGAAGAAGUUCAUCGAACAAACGGUCAUCAUAAUUGGUACUCAUGAGAUACAAUACAAAACCGUUUGUGAUAGGCUGAUAAAUUUGGAUACUCUAUAAGAAUCAGAUGUUCCUUGAGCGGAAAAAUUGGUUUUGUUCGGUUUUCGGAUUCACGUGUGACGUUUUUCGUUCAUUUCGCCCCUUAUUUGGGAGGAAUCUGCGAAAAGUUUUGAUUGGAAUCAAUAAACUAGUAUCAUGGAACAACAGCUUUCUUUUGUUUAGUUAAUUUUCCCAAUUUCACAUUUAUUUGUUUACAUUAAAUUUUAUUUAUUAUACCACUUUGAAUACUAUUUACAAUUUUUCAGUGGUAUAGUUUAUUAGCAUGAGAUCGUUGGUAAGAUGGUUAAGUCGAUUAUCACGUCGUGAUGAUAGGGGGCGUGGGGAGGAUCUAGGAUGAAAAAAUAAACAUUAUUUUGACUAAUUUUUUGGCGUUAUCGUUCAAAAAUAAAUUCAAAUGUUUUGUAUAA
Messenger RNA from Malaya genurostris, 4666 nucleotides. Its product is annotated as ATP-binding cassette sub-family C member 11-like. Gene Ontology annotation, molecular function: ATP hydrolysis activity; ABC-type transporter activity; ATP binding. Lineage: Eukaryota; Metazoa; Arthropoda; Insecta; Diptera; Culicidae. The record is from RefSeq and is a predicted model, not a curated record. The transcript has 9 exons. Gene Ontology annotation, biological process: transmembrane transport. Bases 243 to 4259 code for a protein of 1338 amino acids. Gene Ontology annotation, cellular component: membrane.